GCGGCGGCGGCGGCAGCGGCGGCGGGAGGCGCGUCUCCCCGGCCCAGUCCGCGCUCGGCCCCGCGGGGUCGCCCCGGCCAGCUCCGAGGAAAAACUGCAUAGAAAAUCUAAUGGAUGAAGAUGAGAAAGACAGGGCAAAGAGAGCUUCUCGAAACAAGUCUGAGAAGAAGCGUCGGGACCAGUUCAAUGUUCUCAUCAAAGAGCUUAGCUCCAUGCUCCCUGGCAACACACGGAAAAUGGACAAAACCACCGUGCUGGAAAAGGUCAUUGGAUUUUUGCAGAAACACAAUGAAGUCUCAGCGCAAACGGAAAUCUGUGAUAUUCAGCAGGACUGGAAGCCUUCAUUCCUCAGUAAUGAAGAAUUCACCCAGCUGAUGUUGGAGGCCCUGGAUGGCUUCAUCAUCGCAGUGACAACGGACGGCAGCAUCCUCUAUGUUUCUGACAGUAUCACGCCUCUGCUCGGGCAUUUACCGUCAGAUGUCAUGGAUCAGAAUUUGUUAAAUUUCCUUCCAGAACAAGAGCAUUCAGAAGUGUAUAAAAUGCUUUCUUCCCAUAUGCUUGUGACAGAUUCCCCCUCCCCAGAAUACUUAAAAUCUGACAACGAUUUAGAGUUUUAUUGCCAUCUUCUCAGAGGCAGCUUGAACCCAAAGGAAUUUCCAACUUAUGAAUACAUAAAAUUUGUAGGAAAUUUUCGCUCUUACAACAAUGUGCCUAGCCCCUCUUGUAACGGCUUCGACAGCACCCUUUCGAGGCCCUGCCGGGUGCCGCUUGGAAAGGAGGUCUGCUUCAUUGCCACCGUUCGCCUGGCAACGCCCCAAUUCUUAAAGGAAAUGUGCAUAGUUGACGAACCCUUAGAGGAAUUCACUUCAAGGCAUAGCUUGGAAUGGAAAUUUUUAUUUCUGGAUCACAGAGCCCCUCCGAUCAUAGGAUACCUGCCUUUUGAAGUUUUGGGGACCUCGGGCUAUGACUACUACCAUAUUGACGAUCUGGAGCUCCUGGCCAGAUGCCACCAGCACUUGAUGCAGUUUGGCAAAGGGAAGUCCUGUUGCUACCGGUUUCUGACCAAAGGCCAGCAGUGGAUUUGGCUGCAGACCCACUACUACAUCACGUACCACCAGUGGAACUCCAAGCCUGAGUUCAUCGUGUGCACACACUCGGUCGUCAGUUACGCGGACGUCCGGGUAGAAAGGAGGCAGGAGCUGGCUUUGGAAGACCCACCACCUGAGGCCGUCCACCCUUCAGCACUAAAGGACAAGGGCUCCGGCCUGGACUGUCAGCAGCACUUUAAUGCACUUGACGCGGGCACCUUGGGCCUUAACCCCAGUCACUCACCAUCGGUGUCCUCCAGAAGCUCCCACAAAUCCUCGCACACGGCCAUGUCAGAACCCACCUCCACCCCGAGCAAGCUGAUGGCCGAGGCCAGCACCACGGCUCUGCCAAGGUCGGCCACCCUGCCCCAAGAGCUCCCCGUGCCGGGGCUCAGCCAGGCAGCCACCGUGCCGGCUCCCCUGCCAGCCCCGUCAUCCUGUGACCUCACCCAGCAGCUCCUGCCCCAGACCAUUCUGCAGAGCCCCUCUGCCCCCAUGACACAGUUCUCAGCACAGUUCAGCAUGUUCCAGACCAUCAAAGACCAGCUGGAGCAGCGGACACGGAUCCUGCAAGCCAACAUCCGGUGGCAGCAGGAAGAGCUCCACAAGAUCCAGGAGCAGCUCUGCCUGGUUCAGGACUCCAACAUCCAGAUGUUUCUGCAGCAGCCGGCCGUAUCCCUGAGCUUCAGCAGUGCCCCGCGUCCUGAGGCCCAGCAGCAACUCCAGCAGAGGUCGGCCCCAGGCUCCCAGCCCCAGCUCGUGGCCAGCCCUCAGCUUCCAGGGCAGAUGGGCUCCGCCCAGGUAGCGAACCAGCACCUGCUCAGAGAAUCCAGCGUGAUAGCAACCCAGGCUCCAAGGCCAAUGCGAAGCUCGCAGAUGAUGCAGGGAAGCGGCCACUCGGUGAGCAGCUUGACGCCCCAGUUCAGCAGCGCCACGGCGGUGCUCCCGCCAGCUCUGAGCCUGACCACACUCGCUUCUGCCUCCCAGGACGGCAGCCAGUGCCAGCCCAGCCCGGACUUCAGCCACGAUCGGCAGCUCAGGCUAUUGCUGAGCCAGCCCAUCCAGCCCAUGAUGCCUGGGUCCUGUGACGCGAGGCAGCCCUCAGAGGUCAGCAGGACUGGACGGCAAGUCAAGUAUCCACAGAGCCAGGCUGUGUUUCCAAACGCAGACAUGCGCACCACCAGCAGCAGCACCUCGCCCCCCGUCCUGCUGAUGGGACAGGCGGUGCCCCAGGCCAGCUUCCCCGCCUCCCGGCAGUCGCCCCUGCAGCCCGCACAGGCCCAGCAGCAGCCACAGCACUUCCUGCAGGUACAGGCGCCAACCUCUCUGCACAGUGAGCAGCGGGACUCGCUACUUCUCUCCACCUACUCGCAACAGCCAGGGACCCUGGGCUACCCCCCGCCGCCUCAGCCCUCACGCCCUCCCCGAAGGGUCAGCAGCCUAUCUGAGUCCUCGGGCCUCCAGCAGCCACCCCGGUAGUGCCCUGGCACCUCGGUCGGGUCACAAUCAGCUUUAACCAAUGGACGGACCAUGGGGGUGGCCACAGGAAUGGGGGAGAGGAGUUUAAACCCUUGGCUUUUGUGCACACUGCAUACAUUUCAGAACUCCUGGAUGGUAACCAUCUCCAGAGCACAGUGGCUGGCAUGUGGAAAAUGAUCAGAGUACUGGCCGUGUUUCCCUAGCCUCUGUGUUUCUUGGGCACACUCUACAGCCAUACUCGGAUGGGACCCGAGUGCCCCACGUAAGUGUCGUUACUCAGUUCACUUAGCAGAUGGCACAUCUCGCCUCGCCCUCCCGAGAGCGCACUGGUCCCUCUAGCCGGCUGUGGUCUGUCCACACUUGCUAGCUGGCCUUCACUCUCUUGAUCCUCUUUCCUUUGCAUUCGAGAAGCACUGGGUCAGAGAUCUGUUGAAGAGAGAGAAUAAAGAGAUUAUUUUUCAUUAUUUUUAAAUGGUGGUUUUUGUUUUAAUUUUGCACAGCUGCACAGAGGAGAUAACUUAGGCACUUUCAGGUUUUAAAAAUAAGAAGGUCUCAUGACUUCACUUGGAGACCGCAGGAACAAAAACAGCCUACCAAUCAGAUGGCAGAGCCGGUCCUUGUUAACCAGGCCGCAGACCCACGCCCUCUGGCCUGAACCCUAAUGAAAGGAGGCUCUUUCUGGCCAUUAUUGUUUCCCCUAAAUAGAACACUGGACUGUUCCUGUUUACUUCCUUGAUUGCAACUGCAAAGGCGGACUCAAAGCAAAGCACAAUCAUGCAGCUGAUAUUCUGGAAUUCUGUCGGGAACUCCGAGACAGAAUUGGAGGAAGAGGUUUCCCGAACCAGGCAGGCCCGGGGAGCUCCAGGCCCCCGAGGAAACCCCAGCGUGCGCCGGCCCCUUGAGUGAGAAUGCUGCAUCUUUCUACAGAUCUUUCAUGAGAAGACCGAGGAUUGGAUUCUCCUUUUCAAAAUGCACUUUGCUUUUUUUGUAUGUUUUGUUAUGUUGAGAUGUUUCUAAAGAAAAGAUUUUAUGUAAUUAAAAUACGAAGUGUAGUGAAUUGUACAGCUGUUGUAAUAAUGACCUAUUUCUAUAUAAAAUAAAAUUGUACGGAUUAUGUGUAAAUUAUUUUGUAUCUGAGACACCAGUUCCUUUCCCAGAUAUAAAAGUAUAAAAGUUUUCUUGUGUUUUUCUGUGAGUGGCCAUUUUGUAAUAAAUUAACAAAUUUGUACAAUUUCCUCUGGAGGCAGUUUCUGUCCCUUGUCAUCUAUGCAUGCAUACAUCUUUUCUUCAUUUUUAAAAUUUCUUUUUAAUUUCAAGACGUUCCUAAGGAUAAUCGAAGGUAGAGCAAAGGUGAAAGCAAGCAAUGAAUGAACCAGGUAAUGGCAUUAGGUUUUCUGAGCCGCAACAUGUGCACCAGCCCGUCAGGUUCCCGUGACCUUCACAGUUAAAGAUUGUGCCUGAAAAAAAAGCGAUGGUUCACCUACCGUGAAGAUGACAGCACAGCAAACAGAAACUGAAGGAGCUCCUGGAAACAUCUCAGCCUUAUAGACGUAGGGAGUCUGUGGAGAUGAUGGAGACGUUCUGCAUCAAGGCAGUCCCAGCCCAUAAUUAACCUCACCUGGGCUGGAGUUCAUGGGCUCCCCGUGCCAGCGCUUAGCUACCAGGGAUGCUCGCGGGGUUCGUUUGUCUGUGAGAGGUGCGUACGCACCUCCUGUUGAUGGGGGGAGAGAUACAGCAGCAGCAUCUAGGAGGCUUUUGCCUCUCCCCCACCCCUUCCCCACAAGGCUUCAUCACCGUGACGUGAGGAUGGAGAACCACAGCCCUUGCCACAAACACUGGUCCAAGAGAACGAAGUUCCUUUCCUUGCUCCAUCGCUAUAGCUCUGCACUUCCUCCUGCUUCCCUGUGAAAAGGGGGAGCUCCUCUGUCCUAUGACAAGGACCACUUUUGGAUGGCACGAGAGAGUUUUACUGUUCACACGAUUGUAUUCCUGAA
Messenger RNA from Ailuropoda melanoleuca (giant panda), 4561 nucleotides. It is a transcript of the gene NPAS2, whose product is annotated as neuronal PAS domain protein 2. The coding region runs from base 111 to 2567 and encodes 818 amino acids. Gene Ontology annotation, biological process: regulation of transcription by RNA polymerase II; circadian regulation of gene expression. NCBI's taxonomy places the organism in Eukaryota, Metazoa, Chordata, Mammalia, Carnivora, Ursidae. Gene Ontology annotation, cellular component: cytoplasm; CLOCK-BMAL transcription complex; nucleus. The record is from RefSeq and is a predicted model, not a curated record. Gene Ontology annotation, molecular function: DNA-binding transcription factor activity, RNA polymerase II-specific; RNA polymerase II cis-regulatory region sequence-specific DNA binding; protein dimerization activity. The transcript has 21 exons.